AUGUUAAAUGAAUCGAAUGAAAAUGAUAAAUUAUCUUCAAGAAAUGAUACCAAAUCAGUUCGACAAGAAAAAUUUAAGAGAUUUCUGGGAGUUGGAUUAAUGAUAUCCUUCGAGAUUGUUUUACCACUUAUUCUCUAUUAUAUCCUUAGAAAAUAUAUACCGGAAAUCUGGGCACUGAUUAUUUCUGGUGUCCCGCCGUUUAGUGCCGUUAUCUUUGGCAUUAUACGUAACAGGCGUGUUGAUGUUUUGGGGUUACUUAUAAUACUCACUACUAUUGUUGGUGCUAUCUUGGCAAUAGUAAAAAACGAUGCACGAAUACAUUUACUACGAGAAACAACAAUUACGGGUACCGUGGGUCUAACAUUUCUAGUUACUUUGAUUCCAAUCAAGGUUGGUUCCUUUCGAAUGCGACCACUCACAUUCUACUUUGGUAGAGAUAUGGAUACAGGUGGUUCCUUUGGUCAUUUAAGUUCAGGAAGUACCCUUACAGGUUUAACGGAGGAUGAACCUAUCCCUGAACGUUGGGACAGAUAUUGGAAUUCCUACUCCUUGUUUCGACGUGGAUUUAUUGUUUUGACAGCUGUCUGGGGACUUGGGUUGCUUGCUGAAGUACCUAUCCGUGUUUUUAUUGUUCUCAAAUCGACAUCAACUGAAAAAGCCUUUCUUUUGUCAAACAUAAUAACCUACACUUGGUUAGGUUUAUUGAUACUAUUCAACAUCGUUUACACUAAAAUAUGGAAGAAACAAGGCCAAAGGGCAGAAGCUGCGGCUGCGGCUGCAGCUGUUGCUACUCAAACUCCAGAUAUAUAG
Molecule: messenger RNA, 810 nt
Organism: Funneliformis mosseae
Lineage: Eukaryota; Fungi; Glomeromycota; Glomeromycetes; Glomerales; Glomeraceae
Source: the annotation of a GenBank genome assembly